Messenger RNA from Diachasma alloeum, 1388 nucleotides. It is a transcript of the gene Polr2M, whose product is annotated as DNA-directed RNA polymerase II subunit GRINL1A. The coding region runs from base 335 to 1312 and encodes 325 amino acids. NCBI's taxonomy places the organism in Eukaryota, Metazoa, Arthropoda, Insecta, Hymenoptera, Braconidae. The transcript is spliced from 6 exons. Gene Ontology annotation, biological process: transcription elongation by RNA polymerase II. Gene Ontology annotation, cellular component: nucleus. The record is from RefSeq and is a predicted model, not a curated record. Gene Ontology annotation, molecular function: transcription elongation factor activity.
GGUGAAAACUAACCGAAUGAUAAUCGAUUUUUUUUUUCCCCCCCUAUUCCAACGCCGAUACGUCAAACAGUCUUCUGCAUUCACGUCAAUUCACGUCCACUAAUGCUCUUGUCUGUACCAGAUCAGUGUGUCUCUGGCUGUCUCUGGCUGGCGUGUGGGCUCUGUGGGCGAGGGGGACUGCUUUGUUGUGGUUCUAGGGGGCAGUCGCUCGCUGUUUACAACCUGUCUAUUCGGAGAAUCUGGAGGUUUACUCUGGGAAAUUGCUGGGGUGGUGAUUUUUGGAGGGCUAGGCAUGUUUCGAGGGGAUUGAUGAGAUGCAUCAAUAUUCAUCAAAAUGUCGUACGAUAAAAUAAUAAGACGAAUUCCUGGCGAAGUCGCAGCAUCCAAGAAGGAGGGCCAAGGAUUUAUUGACAAUUUGGAGAGUAAAACCAACAUCGAAAUCAGAGAUCUAUUGGAGAGGCAGAAUAAACUUCUAGAAAACAAAUCUUUUACAUCUAAACUACCAGACAGAGGCGAAAAAAUCUCGAAAUUCCGAGCGAAAUUACUGCAACAACUCUCGCGCAGGAAUGAACUGGAAGAAGCUGCUAAUUUAUUAUCCCGAUUGAACAUCGCGUCUGAGGGGAGAGAUGCGAUGAAUGAGUUGGAGUGGACUGGAAAAUAUACUGAGAAAAACUCUAAUGGGAAGAUUGUGGAGUUGGACAGCGAUGAUGAAGAAGAUCCUUUAAAAAUUCUCGCUCAACCCACAGGGACAGGAGUCCACAAAAAGAAAAUAGUAAUCCUCCUCCCUGAAGAGACCUUGAUUAACGACCAGGAUCUUAAAGAAAUAGAGUCCUUUAAGAAUGAUCUAUCAUCCUCCCAGCACGUGAAAUACAUAGUGGAUAAAGUCGAGAAAGAAGGGAACGCCACGAGAGAAUCGUUCAAGCCGUACAAAACAACGAGAAGUAACGUGCACGAUCCAAUGAAGGAGAAAGUACGUAAGAAGGAUAAACACUGGGAGGUGACAGCAGCUACUCCACCUCUGAUUGUCCACGGGGCUGUGAAACAUCUCAGUUUGAACGAAUCUCUGAAGCUGCAGAAGGUUCAGGCGGAGAAAUUGAGGGAAGUACAAACAAAACACGCAAUUGAGCGUCUGACCCAGCAGCUGGGGAUGUACCCAAUUGGUGAGGUGUCAAACGCAGGUGUUUAUCGACCACAAAAUGAAGAAAGUGACUCCUCAGACACUGAGACUGAUGAGGAGCACGAGGUCCAUGACGAAGAGGACACCGACAAGGCUGGAACCGUUGUCUUCACUGUUGAUUCCAUGCACGAGUAAUUGAGUUUCAUAAUGAAUGCCCAUGAAUUCAUGUAAAUAAAUAUCUUCAUCUGUAAAUAAAUUCAGUUCUUCACGA